AUGGGGGUUUUCCUACUGCCUAAGGGGCUAAUCAGGACCAUUGAGACUACCAUGAAUUCUUAUUUGUGGAAAGGUGGUGGCAGUGACAGGAAAUGCAUCAUUUGGAAAAACUGGAGCUCUAUGUGCAUGCCCAAGAAAUGGGGAGGACUUGGCUUUCGAGAUCUUCAUAGCUUCAACCUAGCUUUGCUCAGCAAACAAGCAUGGAGAUUAGCUACCGAACCCAAUACCAUGGUCUUUAAAGUCUACAAAGCAAGAUACUUCCCUAACUCUUCCUUUCUCGAUGCUAAAGUUGGUGCAAAUCCGUCCUUUAUUUGGAGCAUUAUGAUGGCGACCCAAGACAUAAUCCGCAAGCACUCAAGAUGGAGGGUAGGAGAUGGCUCUCAAACUAGUAUAUGGGGAGACAACUGGCUGCCGGACACCAACAAUCCUAUGGUUACGUCUUUCCCCUUUCCCUUCAUAGAGAACUCAAAGGUGGAGGACCUCAUUAAUCCCAAUACUCAUAAUUGGGAUGAACCACCAUCUGGGAAAUCUUCACAACUAGAGAUGCCGACCUCAUUAUGA
Ipomoea triloba (trilobed morning glory) is the source of this 561-nucleotide messenger RNA. RefSeq lists its product as uncharacterized. The coding region runs from base 1 to 561 and encodes 186 amino acids. The transcript has a single exon. The record is from RefSeq and is a predicted model, not a curated record. Lineage: Eukaryota; Viridiplantae; Streptophyta; Magnoliopsida; Solanales; Convolvulaceae.